GGAGGUUGUAGGUAAAGUUGCCUCCCUCUGCCUGUGGAGACACACAGAGCUGCUACUCCGGUUUGUCCUGUGACUCCUUGUGCAACAAAAGAAACCGGCAACCAAAGGUGGUAAUAUUCAUCCACAAAAUAAAGGACAAGUGGAAAACGAUUUUGUCUACAAAAUGAGGAGCGGCUGAUGAUCUAUUGUUGUUUGCCAAGUCAGAGCUUGUUUUAAAGUUUGUCACCACAGUGACACGACGGAAAUAGCCGAGAGAGUGCACAAAGUGCUACGGGCAGGGUAAGGUAAAUGGAACCUCAGUUAUUGUGCUGUGAGGGGGACAGGCCUGCCAGGGCCUACCGGGACUCCAACCUGUUGACUGACCGGGUCCUGCGUGCGCUCUUGCGGGCAGAAGACAAAUACCUCCCCGCUCCCAACUACUUCAAAUGCGUCCAGAGAGAAAUAGCUCCGUACAUGAGGAGGAUAGUGGCGACCUGGGUGUUGGAGGUGUGUGAGGAGCAGAAGUGUGAGGAGGAAGUUUUCCCUCUGGCUAUGAACUACAUGGACCGCUUCCUGUCAGUGGAACCCACCAAGAAGAGCCACCUGCAGUUACUGGGAGCUGCUUGUAUGUUCCUGGCAUCCAAACUGAAGGAGACAAUCCCACUUACUGCUGAGAAACUCUGCAUCUACACAGACAACUCUAUCACACCUACUCAGCUACUGCAAAUGGAACUGCUGGUUCUGAACAAGCUGAAGUGGGACCUGGCUUCAGUAACCCCUCUCGACUUCAUCGACCACUUCCUGUCUCAGCUGCCUGUCCGGAGAGAGACCAGGCCCAUACUCAGGAAGCACGCUCAGACCUUUGUGGCACUGUGUGCUACAGAUGUUAAAUUCAUAGCCAGCCCUCCGUCCAUGGUGGCAGCAGGCAGCAUGGUGGCAGCAGUGGAGGGUUUACAAAUGAAGAUGCUGGGCAAUGCCAUGAUGUCACAGAAACUGACAGAGCAGCUGGCACAGACCAUCAAGAGUGACCCGGAUUGUCUCAGGGCGUGUCAGGAGCAAAUCGAGUCGCUUCUGGAGACCAGUCUCAGACAGGCACAACAGCAACAUUCAGUUACCAUGGAAACUAAGAACAUCAGUGAGGGGCAGGACCUCUCAACUACACCCACAGAUGUCCGCGACAUCAACAUCUGACUGAGAUAAGAGAAGAGAAGCAGGCUGAACUGAUGACCUGGAUGCACACAAAUACAAAAAAAACACACUUAGCUGUGUUUUUACAUGAUGCAGUGUGUGUUUUGUGUGUGUUGGAGCACUCACAAGUAACUGGACCCAACAGAGCAUCAGAACUGUGUAUAUGAAGUCCAGUGUGAACCUUGGCAGGGACCAGAGAGAGAUGCCAACUGGACCCCAUCACAUCCAGCAACCUUAAGACUGGACUGUAGCUAACACUUAAGGAAUGGUUGAAAGAGUAAUGCAUGUUAAGUGCAACUUUUUACCUGUGGGGUAACCCUUACCUUCCUCUAAGCCCUGAUCAGAUGAACAUGAAUCAGCCAGAGACCAAAACUAAUUGGUGUGUUUUGAUUGUCAUGGACCUGCAUUAUCCAACAUUUAAUUAUUAAACAGCACUAAGCUCUACAUAGCCAACUCAGGAGUAAAAAACUUAUUUGCUAAAAGUGAGUAACAGACUUAUCAUGAGCCACACCUACUGACAGUGAAGUGUUGGAGUAAACUGUAAGCGCAGCUCUCAGGUGACCAAGUAGAAACAAACAGUGGUGUAACAUCAACCUAUCAAUUGUGUGUUGAUGACAGCUUACUGGAAAGCAGCAGCUGGAAAUAGUUGUGUAAAACUGGCCUAUUCUGAAUUAUAUGUCUUGCUUUGCAUGACAUAUUAUUUAUCAUGACCUAUACUGUAUUAUAUAGUCAUUUUAAAACAUGUCUCAAAGUUGUGUGCUCAUCUCUGUCUCUGUACUGCAACAAUCUAAGACCCCAAGAGUCUACUCCUAAUUUGAAACCUUUCUUAAAUUUAAGAGCAAUUUAAAUUAGAAAUAAUCAGUUUUACAUUUAUCUUUCCCUUUCAACAGCUUUAUAAAUACUGUUCCCCAUCAAUUUGUAAAGUAAAGGUAAUUACCAGACAGUUGUCAUCCAGCACCGAGGGCCUUCAUAUAACAGUUUGAAAAUAAUGACAUAAUAUCAUCUGUCAUUCUGUGUGAUGUUGAGGUUCCUGAAUUGGAACCCAAAAAACACAGAUAGAGGUGCAGUAUUUUGCUAAUAAAAUAUAAAAUAUACUCCAGUACAUAAAAACCAUCAUAAGAUGUAUCACUCCAAAUUGAAAGGUGUUAUAAACUACCAAACUGUUCUAAUGUGAUGCAAUGUAGUGCAUAGCUGACUCCUACUAGUCAGUAGAGUGAGAUGCACUAACCAUUGAAUGUCACUCUCAACUUUGGAUUGUCAGUGGAGAUAAGAGGCAUCACACUGCAUUUCCUGUGUGCAUUUUAAGUAAAAAAAAAAAAAAAAAAAGUUAAUAACGGUUUUUAGUAAUGAGGUUCAGAGGUAGCCCCGUGAUGGGCUGGCGAUCUGUCCAGGGUGUACCAUGUCAGCUAACUGUAAUGAUUUUACAUAGUUUGAUUGUAAAAUAAAGCUGAUUUUUCUCUGGGGUACACACUGGACUGGACAGGUUGCAGUUUCUCUCCACCUCAAGCAAAAGUUGUAAAUGCAGAUACUGAAUAAUAAUGCCUCUGCAACUUGAUGUAUGAUGAACUGUUUGUCAAUCUGACAAGAUGAAAAGGAUCUGAAACUGUUUUUUCUUCCAACCAUACAAACAGAUUUUGUCUGUCUGUCUCUCCUGGAAAUAAGGAUGAAGCAGUACUCAUUUUGUGAAAUAAGGCAUCAGGUGUACUACUUUAUUUAGCUUCUGAUAUUUAUUAUUGUCAUAUCACUUGACUUGUACAGGAACUUUACAACAAAAAGUUGUACUAAAAGAGAGGUCAAGUCUGUCAAAGAGUUUGUCUUGCCUCAGCUGCUCUAUUAACAUUACCACAUAGAUGGUCUUUGAAGGUACUAAUAUUUUGCUUCUUGAAUAGAGAAGCCACAACUAACUUGUACCUACAUAGUGCUAUGAAGUUUUUAUUUUUUUUUUUUUUUUUUUUUUUUUUAGGGUUUUUAAGGGUAUAUCUCAUGACAUAAGCUUGUAUCAGAUUAAGCUCCAUGUUGGUGCUUUUUGUCUGUCUUAGGACAGAAUGUAAAGAUGAAUUAAAAGGAAAUUUCUUGAUAAAACACUUGUUGCACCUGUUGGUGAUGUUUAGUGUUUAUAAUUUCAGGGCCUGUAUUGUUAUGUGGUGAUAAUUUUUUUUUGUAGAUGACGAGAUGUCAUGUUUCAGUUUAAUCUAGAUCUAGAAUUGAUGAGCUGUGGGCCCCUGUUAAACCCAGUACAUAAACACACACACACACACACACACACACACACACUCCCUUAACCCAUCUUGCCCAGAGCACCAGAAAUUACAUUACAACAUACUGGACUGCUGUGAAAAGUGAAUAUGCACCAUGUAAACAUAACGUCAAAUGAAGUAUAAACAUUUCCAGGCACCUUUUUUCAAUUUAUAUUGUAAUUUACUGCAGCCCUCUGCCAAAUUAAUUUGUGUCUGGAGUGUGGUAUAGUGUGGUGGUCCCAGGGAAGUUAGUGACUUUGUCAAUUUCCUUGUCCAGCCUUGCCCAAAUAUUCAAGAAUGCAAUAGAUGAUGAUCUUAAAUAGCAGUUAGAAUGUAAGAAAUUUA
Lates calcarifer (barramundi perch) is the source of this 3749-nucleotide messenger RNA. RefSeq names its product G1/S-specific cyclin-D1. Gene Ontology annotation, molecular function: cyclin-dependent protein serine/threonine kinase regulator activity. The record is from RefSeq and is a predicted model, not a curated record. Gene Ontology annotation, biological process: mitotic cell cycle phase transition; regulation of cyclin-dependent protein serine/threonine kinase activity; positive regulation of G1/S transition of mitotic cell cycle. Gene Ontology annotation, cellular component: cyclin-dependent protein kinase holoenzyme complex; cytoplasm; nucleus. Bases 289 to 1170 code for a protein of 293 amino acids. The transcript is spliced from 6 exons. NCBI's taxonomy places the organism in Eukaryota, Metazoa, Chordata, Actinopteri, Centropomidae.